This is a messenger RNA of Phyllostomus hastatus (greater spear-nosed bat), 6063 nucleotides long. RefSeq names its product fyn related Src family tyrosine kinase (gene FRK). The transcript is spliced from 12 exons. Gene Ontology annotation, molecular function: ATP binding; non-membrane spanning protein tyrosine kinase activity; signaling receptor binding. Bases 1133 to 2647 code for a protein of 504 amino acids. The record is from RefSeq and is a predicted model, not a curated record. Lineage: Eukaryota; Metazoa; Chordata; Mammalia; Chiroptera; Phyllostomidae. Gene Ontology annotation, cellular component: extrinsic component of cytoplasmic side of plasma membrane. Gene Ontology annotation, biological process: cell surface receptor protein tyrosine kinase signaling pathway; protein phosphorylation; innate immune response.
AGGGUGUUGGCAGGCAGCAGGACCCCAGCUGCUGUUUGGUAGUUAUGGCCUUUAUCCUCAAGAAAUAAUACAAAGAUAUCUUGUGGACCCUUCUUCCUGCUUCCCUCAAUGAUGACAUCUUGCAAAACUACAAUACAACAUUACAAUCCAGAUGCUGAUAUAUAUACAUCCAAGUGCCGGAGAGACUUGAGCUUGACUGUGGACUUUGAGGAGUACACUGAGAGCAUCAUGAGGAAAGUUAACCGAUAGAAUCACGUACCACAGAGAAUAAUAUCAAGAGCACAGACUACUUCUUCUGUCACUGAAAACAUAUCAGUUAAGAUUAGCCUUAGAUACGUAUAAUAAAAAGUCAAAAUAAUUAUAGCUUACAUAGGGAGAAGAUAAUUUGACUCCCAUGUGGUGAACAAGUAUGAAGUACCCAGCUGUCAUCCAGAAGGAAUUAAAAAAAAACAACAACGCUGUGAAGUAAAUGAAAAGAAAGACUGAGCAACACUUAGUGAUUGAUUAGCUCAGAGAAAUGAGGGAGAGAGUGAAACAGGACUGCAAAGCUUCAAGCUUGGGUGACUGCAGAAUUCUGGUGCUAUGGACACAAGGAAACCCUGUCUCCUCCUGCCCCUGACCGAGCUUUCUCAGCCCAUUGCUUGCCUGACGUCGUCGGUCAGUCCACUGCUUUUUCAAUGUCAUUCACAGCUCAGGACGGAGCUGUGCAGACCUGCCCCUUCGUCUUUCUCUGGAAUGACUUGGCGUAACCAUAAUGGAGGCAUAUAUGAAUUUAGAACCUUCAAAUGUUUGAAGUCUCAUACUCCAGUUACAGAUUGGUUUUGAGUACUUCUCUUCCAAAUAUUUCAUUUUCAGAUCAUACAAGAAGAAGAGGCGUCUUGCCACUGAGCAGCUGCCCAGCUCCCACUCGGCUUGGUCUGGGACAACAGCUACAGCCACAGAAAGCAAGCUGGUGAGUCUCUCCAAGCAGCCAGCUCUGCCUGACUGUUGGGAAACAGGGCUUUGCACACUCUCUGAAGCCUGGUGAACUGGUGCUGAUUUCAAAGCUGCCCAGUGGAGGAAGAGAAAGUGAAUCUGCAGAGACAAAGGGGAGAGGGAGAAGCCCCUCUCCCUUCCUCUCCGCCAGGCCAGCAUGGGCAACGUCUGCCUGAGGCUCUGGGCGUACCUGAAAUCUUAUCUCCCCUGCUUUGUCCAGGAGGCAGACAAACAGGUGGUGAAUGAGAACAUAGGGGCCCCCUGCCCCCCUUCUGCUCCCAAACCACAGGGCCACUACUUUGUGGCCCUGUUUGAUUACCAGGCUCGGACUGCAGAGGACCUGAGCUUCCGAGCAGGCGAUAAGCUCCAAGUCCUGGACACUUCCCAUGAGGGCUGGUGGUUCGCCCGGUACUUGGAGAAAAGGGGAGACCGCUUCGGCCAGCAGCUGCAGGGAUAUAUUCCUUCUAACUAUGUGGCUGAAGACAGGAGCCUGCAGGCCGAGCCGUGGUUCUUCGGAGCAAUCAAGAGAGCAGAUGCAGAAAAACAACUAUUAUAUUCAGAAAACCAGACAGGUGCCUUUCUAAUCAGAGAAAGUGAAAGCCAGAAAGGAGAUUUCUCCCUUUCAGUUUUAGACGGAAGCACUGUGAAGCACUACAGAAUCAGAAGACUGGACGAAGGGGGCUUUUUCCUCAUUCGGAGAAGAACCUUUUCAACACUGAAUGAGUUUGUGAGCCACUACACCAAGGCAAGCGAUGGCCUGUGUGUCAAGCUGGAAAAACCAUGCCUAAAGAUACAAGUCCCAAGCCCUUUUGACUUGUCAUAUAAGACCGUGGACCAGUGGGAGAUAGACCGCAACUCUGUGCAGCUUCUGAAGCGAUUAGGAUCCGGCCAGUUUGGCGAAGUGUGGGAAGGUCUAUGGAACAACACUACCCCAGUAGCAGUGAAAACAUUAAAACCAGGUUCAAUGGAUCGAAAUGACUUCCUGAGGGAGGCGCAGAUAAUGAAGAACCUAAGACAUCCAAAGCUUAUCCAGCUUUAUGCUGUUUGCACUUUAGAAGAUCCAAUUUAUAUUAUUACAGAGUUGAUGAGACAUGGAAGUCUGCAAGAAUAUCUUCAAAAUGACGCCGGAUCAAAAAUCCAUCUGACGGAACAGGUAGACAUGGCGGCACAGGUGGCCUCUGGAAUGGCCUAUCUGGAGUCCCAGAACUACAUCCACAGAGAUCUGGCUGCCAGAAAUGUCCUUGUCGGUGAACAUAAUAUCUACAAAGUAGCAGAUUUUGGACUUGCAAGAGUUUUUAAGGUAGAUAAUGAAGACAUUUAUGAAUCUAAACAGGAAAUAAAGCUGCCAGUGAAGUGGACUGCACCUGAAGCCAUUCGUACUAAUAAAUUCAGCAUUAAGUCCGAUGUGUGGUCAUUUGGAAUCCUUCUUUAUGAAAUAAUUACUUAUGGCAAAAUGCCUUAUAGUGGUAUGACAGGUGCUCAGGUAAUCCAUAUGUUGAGUCAAAACUAUAGACUCCCUCAACCACCUGAAUGCCCAGAGCAGCUCUACAAGAUCAUGAUGAUGUGCUGGAAAGCAGAGCCUAAGGAACGGCCGACAUUUGAGACACUACAUUGGAUGCUUGAGGAUUAUUUUGAAAUGGACUGUUUAUAUGCAAAUAAUUUCAUAGGAUGAACAGUGAAGAAGAGUAUCAAAUAAUGAAGUAGCAAUGAAGUUCAAUAAUUAGUCCAGAAAUACAGCCUUAUUAACCAACUGCAAAAUGAGUUUAUCUUGUCAUAUUCAAGUGAUAGGGUCAAUUUGACCAUGUAUUAUAAAAAAAAAUUACAUGUAUAUUUCAUUGAGCAAAACUGCAGGACAGUCUAAGAUGUUCUAUCAUUUUCUCACUGCUUUAUGAAAUUGAACAUACUAAACAAAGUUAUUUUUCUUUUUAAAAGAUUCUUAUAUUUCUAUUUAUUGUUUGAAAUGUCAGUCAAGAGGAUCAACCAAUGAUAGUUGAUUCUUACUCAGUAAUGUAGCAUUUUUCUCUUUACUGAUUAAAGUGGUUAUUCAUUAUUUCUUGGAUUACUGAACCCAUCAGACUGCUAUUAUGAAGGAAUUUUAUUGCUUUGCUGCACAGCAGGACCUGUGCUUUAAGAUGCUUUCUCUUUUCAAAUAUCCUGCAACUACAAUGAUGGCAAAGCCAUGUUAAAUGACUUGAUUGUACUUGGAGUAAUCACACAAGUUUUUUCCUAUGCAUAAAAAAUGAAGCAGCUGUUGAGAAAAAGAAUUAAAAUUUCUCUCACUUUGUAGAAGGAAAUGAUGGAAUUUUUCUAUAUACCUCAGUAUGUGUCAUCUGAGAAUAAUCUACAUUAGUUUAUUCUCUUAAGGUUAAGAAUCAGAUUGCAAAGCUGGUAAGUUAUUAUUCACGGAAACAUGCAAGGAACAUCUAGUGGUCUGCAAGAUCUGAGAAGUAAGUAUCCAAGUUGUUUAGGAAAAUAAGAGGAGAGCAGUAGGAUUGCUAUGGCCCACAAUUUCUCAAUAAUUAAAAAAAAUGUACCUUUGGCACAUAGGUCAGAGUUUAAAGUUGAUUACAAAACAAAUCGAGUUCUGUUUCAAGUCUUGAGACUAGGAAUAAUGCCUGGCCUUGGUUAUGAAACUAUUUUUGCCUAGUAGGACAAGACGGUCUUACUCAUGUUAAAUGUGCAUUAGCCUUUGUGAGAAUAUUACUAUCCUCUUAAGCAACUGGUGUAUCAAAUUUUUGCCUCAUUAAAUGGUUAGGGAGAGUUCUCAAAGGUAGUUACAAAUUCAAAUACAUAUUCAAAGAUCUUCUGAUGUAGAGCAAUAUGAAUGAAACCAGCCCUGAGAAAACAAGUAUAUUCUGUCAUCUGUUUUUAAAGGGGAAGAAGAUGUGUGAACAAUCACAGUAACCCCAACUCAAAAUGGAUUAAACAAUAAGUAAAUUUGUAAACUUUCUAACUGGAAGACAAGCAGUAGGGAGGGCUCUAGGCAGAAUGCCAUUAGCAGUUCGAUGAUGUCCAGUAAGACCCAAGUCCUUUCUGACCCUUCUCCCUGCCACCAGCAUUCAUUCUCAUGGUCACUGGUGGCUGCCAGUAGCAGUUGGGGCUUCCUGUUCUCUUCUCCUUUGGUAAGAGAAAAUGGGAAAAUACUCUGCAUUUUCAUCUUGCAUAAAAGUCAUUCUUUUUCUGUCCAGACAAAUUGGGGUCAUAUGCCCAGCCCUGGAUCAGUAAUAGACUCAUUGUUAAAUGUCAAUUGGCUUAGAAUAAGUUUUGCCACUGAAGUUGGAAAUGUGAUCAUCUUUCCUGGAGACAAGUUGGGAGGUUUGUUGUACUAACAUCUGAAUAAAAUUAGAGAAGAUUAGAUGCUAGAGAGGUGUUGAUUAAAGAGAAAAUCCCCUGAGAUGAAGUAGCUGUACUACAUAUAUACAGUGUGGCACUGAAACUAAAACGGGUCUUAAACGGGUCAGGUGGGGCUAACAAUUGUAGAGCCCCUUGAUUCCCUUAUGAGCAGAAAAUAUUUGUAAAAUAAGGUAAAUACUGAUCUUUUUAAUCAGUUGACCAUUUAAAGUCAUUGAGUCUAAUUGUGAAAAUUCAAAUACUACAUAAUUAGUCUUUUUGUAGCAGCUAAGAAUAAGAAUAAUUAUUUUUAGUAAGCACUGAUUUUUGAAAUGUAUGAAGAUGGUCCCUUCUUGUUUUAAUACCACCUGAAACCCAUUUAACUUUCUACAUUUGAUUCUUGGAGAUGUUUAUGUUAAAGGUCUGUCAAAGCAAUCUAUUAUUCUUGUUUUCACCUGAUUGAUCAUAGAGAUAAAGAAUGGAUUCAUUUAUGAGAAGCAUCAACAGAUUUUUUUUAAACUGACAUAAAUUUCUUUUUCUGUAUAGAAUAAAAGGAUCAGGAAGAGAUAAGUUGAAUUUUCCUACAACGAGGCAGCUCUUCUUAAAUUUACCACCCAUAAAUUGUAGCAAAGCACUUUCUGUGUAAUGUUUUAUGUAUGUAAUGCAGUUAUUUGGAGGUGGUGGUGAGGGAUGUGAGGACGAGAUUUCAUAUGGUAUUUCAAAUCUCUUUUGACAAAAACCUAAAAAUUUUUGUAAUAGAAAAAAUUCAAAAUUCCAUUAAGCUUCUUUAAGAAGGUUAUGAAGGAAAUAGGUUUACCUUACCUAAGGUCAAAAGAGGCACAGAGUGGACUUCUAAUAGUUGUGAAAUCUGAAUAUUUUGUCACUAAAAACAAAGGUAAAGUUGAAGUGACUGGUAAUCUGCAAACUGGGUGUGGCAAUGGAGACACUGAAAAGACACCAAAAAACAUGCCAUGGGGAAGUAUCAGGCUGGGUCUACUUACAGCAUCUACUUACAGCAUGUGUCUGCUUGGUGACUCCCUGGGAUGACUGAACCAUAAGAGGCCCUCUUUUCAUUCUCUGAUGGCCCAAAGGGGACCAUUGCCCUUGGAAAGAUGCCAUUCUGCCACCCAGCUGGAGCUUCCUGGAAGCAGGGCCCAGGUGGCGAUCCAUGGCCUUGCCAAGCAUAUGUCCUCCCUGCAAUGUUUUCUGUGGUCCAGUUGAACAUACAGUUUCUAGACCAAAGAGCCUGGUGGGUAAUAUGCCUGUGGUGAAUUUUAAGGGCUCUUUGAAAAGAUACAUUGUGUGAACCAGAAUGGUGGUAAUUUGGGCACUUAUUUAAAUUGUGCCAUUGUGUUCUUCCAUUCAGGGAAAGCCACUCUUAAAAGAGAAAGUAGUUGAGGUUUGUAUACUUGCAUAUUGGAAUUGCCUGUGAGUGCAUCUGAAAAUGUUGGGUUCAUAUAUUUCUUAGCAUUAAUACAGAGAAGUCUUGGUCUAUAACCUUCAACAUGAUUAAAAAAAUCACUGUUGUAGGAUAAUAAAAAGAUAGCUGGGAAGUUUGGUGUGGUGUACUCACAAAUGUUUUAAGUCCAUGACCCCAAUAGUACUUUAAUUUUCACAGUGUCAUUCUUCCAUUACCUAUAUUGCCCCAUUAAAUUUCUUCAGAUUUUUCCCUCUUUAUAUUAAGCACGUGAUAGUAAAUCUCAUACAUUAUUUAGUACAUUUAUAAGUAACCAGAGAAUAAAAAUAGUAUGUAAACCU